UACUCUCCGCUCGGGGAGGAUGAGUUUCGCGUUCUGGUCCUCGAGCCGGGAGCAAGAGAUGAUGAGAUCACGUGUAGACUAUGCAUUUGCAAUCACUCUGACAGGGUCCCAUACGCGGCACUGUCAUAUACCUGGGGGAACCCAAAGAAGGUCGAAAGGAUUCGAUGCAAUGGGCAUGAACUUGGGGUAGCAUCAAACCUCUACGGUGCUCUAUUACAACUGCGAGAUCCUGAUCGAGAGAGGAUGCUCUGGAUCGACGCAUUGUGCAUCAAUCAAGAUGACUUCAACGAGCGAGGCCACCAAGUCAGGAACAUGAAGACCAUCUACUCUGAAGCCCGAGAAGUCUUGGUCUGGCUUGGACCGGAAGACGAGGCCGUCAGCAGGGUUUUCAAAUCCUUGACGUCGUUCAAGCCAAACUUCUACUACUUAUUGGCUAAGACAUUCACUCGGUCGUCGUUAUUUUCCGGCUCAAGCAGCGAUUGGCAGACCAUUGGGUUCGACUUUGCCAUCGCGGAGGGCCAUAACCAUCUCUUGGCGGCGGACCUGGUCUCCCUGACAAAGGUUCUCGAGAGACCAUGGUUCAGGCGCUUGUGGGUUCUCCAAGAAGUUGCGCACGCCAAGCGGGUGACUAUCGUUUCUGGAAAGUGGACGAUCGAGUGGGAGCUUCUCGCACGCUUGGUUCGCUACCUCAACCACUCGGGACUACUCCUGGAUCACCUUUCAAAAACGGCACACGUCGGUGUGCUAGCUGUCGUCGAAAUGGAGACUGCAAGACGAGGUACGGUGGCUCGGAAGCAGCGAAGCUUGUUGUCGGUCCUAUUGGCGACCCAUUCUGGAGAAUGUUCAGAUGUCAGAGACAAAAUUUAUGCCGUCCUGAACCUAGCAGACGAUUACAAUCUCGAUCGAGACAUUCAGAGCUUCGGGCCGGACUAUCAUCUGAGCGCAAGGGAUGUCUUUACCAAAUUUGCCCGAUGGAGCAUUGCGAGGGGAAAUCUGGACAUCCUGUCAUGUACAACAAGGAGCGACACCCCAGGUACCGAGGAGCUUGAAGGGCUACCAUCUUGGGUUCCGGACUGGACGAGAAUCGACAACGAAACACCCUUUGUUCGAUACAUGAACAAGAUCUCCUUUAAAUCAGGUGCCAGCCUCCAGCGUCUGGCGCCAGAUGAGCCCAGAGUCACAGAAGAUGACAAACUCAUCCUGUCUGGAGUGGCUGUCGAUGUUGUAAAAGGAGUUGGUCCGCGUUCGACUUUCAACAAGAGUGGGAUUUUAGAGGGCUACUCCGCCCCAGUCCUGGCAGCCAACAAAAGAUGGCUAGAUAGCUGUCUGCGUCUGGGCUACUCUGCGCACCAGGGCAUGUUCUCCAACUACAGCUGCAAAAGAUCGUUCUGGAGAACCAUGACAGCAGGGUUGACAGGCCAAGGGGUACAAGCGCCUCCUCACUUUGGCUCGUGGUUCCACAAGUAUCUACACUUAUUGGGAUGGAUACAUCAACCAGCCAUGGAUAGUUCUUACCUACGUGUACCAGAUUUGGUCAUUACGGACGAUGACAGAAAAAGACGGACGCAGAGUGCUGCCAUCGAAUCUGCAAUACUCAUGUGGGCCUCCAAAAGACGCUUUGCCGUGACUGAGGGUGGAAGAAUGGCAUUGGUCCCCAAUACUACUAGGGAAGGCGAUAGGAUUGUUAUUGUU
Molecule: messenger RNA, 1692 nt
Organism: Fusarium redolens
Lineage: Eukaryota; Fungi; Ascomycota; Sordariomycetes; Hypocreales; Nectriaceae
Product: heterokaryon incompatibility protein-domain-containing protein
Exons: 1
Source: RefSeq, a predicted model, not a curated record